Molecule: messenger RNA, 15020 nt
Organism: Leptopilina boulardi
Lineage: Eukaryota; Metazoa; Arthropoda; Insecta; Hymenoptera; Figitidae
Gene: hiw
Product: E3 ubiquitin-protein ligase MYCBP2
Exons: 45
Coding region: 384-14543 (4719 amino acids)
Cellular component (GO): nucleus
Source: RefSeq, a predicted model, not a curated record
GACACAAUUACAUGUAGUUUUGAUCAGAAACAUUAAAACGAAAACCUUUGUAAAAUACACAUUUUGGCGCAAACUCCUGAACCACUCUGAAGUUCUGGGAAGUGAAACUUGGGGGAAUGCGGUGUUUAUCUGGUGAAGAAGAUUUUCGUAUUUUUUUUCGAAAACUAUAUAAAAAAAGAUCAUUGGCAGUUUUGAAUGAUUAGUGUACUUGCAAAUCAUAAGAACAAUUGUUUGAUAAUCUGAUUAUGCUAAAUUUCGUGAGGUUGUUGAACGUUAAAUUGAUAUAUUGCAAUCACAUGGGGUCGUCGGCCAGUUUUAACGAUCAAUAACAUUAGAAAAAUGAAUUAGUGAAUUGCACAAAGAUCAUUCAUUCAUUGAAAAUCAUGGUCAUUGAAGACCAGGAGAAUUUGCUGUCCGGAGCUGACAAUUAUGUACAAAACUUUUAUAGUUUGUUCAAAGUUGAAGCACAGAGGUUAAAAAAUGAAUGGAAAAAAUAUAAGAAGAGCAAAUCGAGCAGUAAGAAAGAAAAGAAAAAAAUCGAUGCAAGUGGUGAAUGUUGUUACAAUAGUCCACCGGGAAUAGAAGUCCUAAGUAAUGCAUCAUCAUUUGCUGUUUUUGUUGCUGUGAGAAAUUCCAUUUUGGAAAAACAUAAUCACAUUGCUAGUGAAUUAAAUCCAACAUCAAAUUGCACAUCUUCACCUCCUCCCGAAUUCAGUGACACAAUUGACAGUGACAGUGAUGACGAAGAUAAAAUUUCGUCCACCCAAAGCUUACCAAAGAUCGUUGGUAUUGGUUUAAGAAGUGUUUUUACUUUAGUGAGAGAAAGUCGAACUAUUGAACCAAUAUUUUGCAAUAAAGCGCUGGGCGCUCUAUUAGAUAUUUUACAAGGACAACUUCCAGAAGGAUUAAAAGGCGAACCGGAUGAUAUUGUGGAUGCAUUGUUUGAUCUGCUACUUGAUCUUGCAACAUCACAUGGACCCGAAUCUGAAGCAGCUAAUGAUGGCAGUCAUUUAACAGCAGUGGCAUGUGCUUGUUUACUUAGUUUAGUCGUUGUUCGAGGUGACACUGGACAUCUUUUAUCAGCAAUAGCGGCAUUAUUGAUGUCACCCAGAGCUUUGGCUGCACAAAAUAUUCAGAUGCCAUAUGUAUUGAUAUCGUUACAAAGAAGUGUUCACGCUGUUUUCUUUGGUAAACUCGCGAGACGCGAUUGGAUAACUUAUGGUGUACCUAAAAAUUCCAAGGUUCACACAUCAAUGCUUAAAUUACCAAAUGAUAUGAACAAUGUUGUUUUAAAUGGAAAGAGUUUUGUUAGUGAUGGAAAGUACUUGUAUCUACAUACAAAUCAAGGUUUAAUUAAAAUUGGCAGCGGAUAUGGAGGAACGAUAUGGGGUCAUGUUUAUGCUCAUAAAUCUGAUUUUUAUCCAUCAGAAAUUGGCUGGCUUGGUUAUGCAAAUAAUUCCUUGUACUUUAAAUGCGCACCUAAAAAUCAAUAUGAAUUGUUGAUUUUGGACACCGAAUUACUUUCAAUAAAAGGAAAAGCCGUUUUGGAGGGUAAAGACUGGUCUUCCUCGGUUAUGUUUUCAGAUGGUGAAAAUUUGGGAAUGUUAACAGCUGGCAAAGACGAGGGUUUUGUUAUUCGAACAAUAAAUACAUUGAGCAAUACUGUCACAGUAACAUCGGAGCUUCCGUUGAAAUUUGCAAAACAAGGUAUCGAUGUAUUUGGUUAUGCAUUUUUUGACGAGGAACAAACAGCUCAUGUUCUUAAUCCUGGCUAUGAUGAUGAAAUUGCCUCAGUGUCAGCGGGUAAAGAAUUUGCAUUGCUGAGAACAGUUUCGGGAAAAUUGCUCUACACAGGAAAGGGAAAUUGCAUUGGAAUGAAAUUAAAUACAAGACCAAAUAGAUGGUUGGAAGUGACAUUGGGAAAAGAUGCGAAGGUUGUUGAUUUUUCCGUGGGUCAUGAUGGAUAUCAUGCAAUUUUUGUUCUCGAUGAUGGUUCUGUUCUUUUUGCCGGAACUUCUAGACGUGGAGAGGAUGGCGAGAGCAUUAAAGUGAGACGACCGGCAAAGGCAAUGAAGCCAAAGAAAAUAACAAAAGUUGAGAGUCAGGUGAUUGUUAAUUCGGCGUGUAAUAAUGGAACAACAGCACUUGUGACAAAAGAGGGUUCCUUAUUAAUGUUUGGUAAAGAUUGUUUGCAUUGCGAUGGUUCGACAGGUUUUGUAUCGAAUCUUAAAGAUGUUUUUGUGGUACAAGUUUCAUUGGGAAAAGCACAUGCAGCCGUAUUGACAAAUAAAGGGCAUUUGUAUACAUUUGGCAUUAAUAACAAGGGACAAUGUGGUCGUGAUUUUACAAUUGGACAAACUUUCGUCAAAGAAGUGACGUUUAUGGAUACGGAAACUGGUGCCGGUGCUGGUGAAGAUGAAUUGGGUGCUGCAGAAGACGAACCUGCAGAGGAUUGGGAAGAAGCAAGAGGUAUGUGCCCACCAGGAAAACAUCAAUGGAGACAAAGAGAUUGUAUGGUGUGUACAGUUUGUCGUGAGUGCACAGGAUACAGUAUAUCAUGUCUCAGUAGUAUCCGACCUGACCGAAAUCCAGGACAAGAAUGUGGCUGCGGAGAAGGUGAUUCUGGUUGUGCAGUGUGUGGAUGUUGUCGUAUUUGUGCACGUGAAAAUUGUGACAAUGGUGGUGAAAUGGCAGUUCUUGGACCAUCAGGAGGUGGUGAUUUGGGAAAAAUUCGUUUGGAUAUGAUUAUUGAAGGAAAAGCUAGUUCUAGUAUUCGUGAAUAUCUUCGAAAACGCUUGGAGGAAAGAAAACAACGACAUAGAGCAAAAUCUGGCUCGAGUUCUGGUAAACAUGUCGGAAAAUUGAAGGGCGCCAAUAAUCAAAGAUCAGCUGGACCUAGGGUGAAUAUACAAACAAUAACGGUGACUCGACUACCGUCGGGAGUAUUUAAUAUUGUACCAGAUGAGAGUGAGAAGGGAAAUGAUGUUGAGAAAGGGGAGAAAUUUCAAAAAAUUACCGUAACCCGUUUACAAUCAGGAGUAUCUUAUCUUUUGCCGGAUGAAGGAGAAAAAGGUAGUGAUGCUGAGAAAGGUGAUAAGGGUAGCGAUGCAGAAAAAGGCGAUACCAUAAGAAUAUCAAAUAUACCACCAGCGAGAGUUCCUAUUCUCGAUGAUGUUCCUGUUGUCCAAGUGUCGUGCGGCUUACAUCAUACUGUUAUUCUUUUGAAAAAUGGUCAGGUUUAUACAUUUGGAAGUAAUGUUCACGGACAACUUGGAGCUGGUGAUUUGCUUACUCAUGCAGGACUCGUUCAUGUGAAAUUACCAAUUGCUGCUUCUCAUGUCGCGGCUGGUAGUAAUCAUACUGUAAUCCUCACAGUAAAUGGAGAAGUUUAUACAUUUGGCGUUUAUCAGAAAGGACAGCUGGGUAUGAAAGAAGAGAGUCAAACUGAAGACGGAAAUAUCUCGCAAACAAGUCUCAGAUCGGAAAAAUCUCAACCUUGGUACAGUUUUCCAAAUCAAGUUCCAAAUAUUGGUUGUGAAUGGGGAAGACGAGCGACUUGGGUUGGAGCUUCCGGAGAUCAAACCUACAUUAAAAUCGAUGAGACUAGUUUUAUCAGUUUAACUAAAAGCAACGUGGUGGCAAAUAAAAGCUGCAUGAUUUUAAUUCCACAUCAGAGCGAUCAUUCGAAUCCAUUAAAAUGUUUGGUUAUCGAUAAACGCGAUGGCAGUUGUAAUAGUUUCAGUGGAAACGAUCAAGUUGACUUUAGUCGUUGUGCAGCUAAUUUGGAUCCAUUAUAUAACGUUAUUUGGACCUUUGAUUCGGAAACUAAUGAAAUAUCAUCGUAUAAUAUAAUUUCUGCGGAUUCAAAAGUGAUUCCAAGUUUGGAAAUGUCUAUACUUAAUCCUGGACUUGCAUUGCCAGUUGUGCCAAAUUGUUUUGUGACACGUUCUCAGGCGGCAAUUCAUUUAUUGUCUUGUUUAGACACGCUCACACAAACUCAAGAUGAUAAAUUGACAAUUAUGGAAGAGAGUGAUAGUAAUCAAUCGACGCAUAACAAAAUUUACAAUCGAGAAGAUUUCGUGACAGUUAGCCGAUUUGAAAAUCAUGGCGGAGGAUGGGGAUAUUCCGGACAUUCAAUUGAGGCUAUCAGAUUUAUGGUAGACACUGACAUCCUUUUAGGUGGUUAUGGAUUAUUCGGUGGACGUGGGGAAUAUGCCGCAAGAAUCAAGCUCUUUGAUAUCGGUUUGGAUGGUGGCGAUCAGGAAGUUGACGGAGAUCUUUUGGCGGAAACGGAAGAAAUGCCAUAUGAAUGUGGACCAAGGCAGAAAAGUGCAAUUUUAUUUGAUGAACCAGUUAAUUUACAAGCAAACAGAUGGUACGUUGCUUGGGCCAGAGUUAGUGGACCUUCAAGUGAUUGCGGUUCAGGAGGACAAGUUGUAGUUACAUCCGAGGAUCAGAUAGUCUUCAAUUUUAAAUCGUCGAAAAGAUCAAACAAUGGAACGGAUGUUAACGCUGGCCAAAUUCCACAAUUACUUUAUCGCAUUAUUGCGCCUGAAAAUCAGAGUCCAAAUACGCAAAAAGACCAAAUUGAACCUGUUUAUAUACUUAGUAAAGAAUUUAGUAAAACUGUUAGCAAGGAGUGUUUUAAAUCGUUAAUUUCUCUUUUACAAUGGAGUUGGAAUACAUUAAAAGCAAGUUUAGCAAAUUCAACAGCCAAUGUAACAUCGUUCGCCAUCUCGGAGUUGGAAAGACUUGUUUAUAUCAGUAAAGCAAGUUUGAGAUUACUCAGAACGUACACCAAUGAAAUUUAUCCAAAUAUAGUUGUUAAGAAAGCACCAGCCGAAUCUGUGAAACUAGCAGAAUGCACAGUAGAACUACGUGCAUUGAUUCAACAAAUUCUUUCGGACACAAUAAGCGUCACUAAAAAAGGCAAGAGUAAAACACGGUCCAAUAAAAGUUCGAGUCAGCUAUUCAUAAAAAUGACAAAUACAGUGUUGGACGAGUGUCAUAAAACUUUCGUCGCCUGUUAUCAUGCAUUUUAUCCCACUGCAUAUUUAAAAUGGACCUCCUUAUGUGAACUUUUAUCAGAGAUCGAUAAGGAACAAGGUACAACGUCAAAAGAUCGUCUUCUUUCGGCUGUUCUCGCUUCACUUUGCAAUUCGACUGUUCGUUUAAGAACAACAUUUCCAAUUUUGAAUAAUGUCAUUGACAGUAGUGACAGUAUAAAACGUCAAUUGAGCCCGUCCGAUAAUGCAAGUUUAUUAAUGAUGAAUUCCACUGAAUCACAUCACUAUCCAAUACUUGUUGAACAAAUAAAUUAUAAAUCACAAAUUGAGAGUACAGAAAAUGAAACGUUAAAUUGGUCAUUUCGUGAAGUUCUCGAUCGUCUAUUGGAUUUAACAUUAAUACCAGUGAAAAGAAAUCUUUGCGAUGAAAAUUGUCAAUCGUUACCUGAUCUUGUGCUUCAUUGUUGUCAUUUAUUGGCAAAAGUUAUUGCCGAAUUAGCCGCACAAUCAAAUGGAACAGAGGAUGAAUUUCAAAUAGCUUGCGGGCGAAUUUUAUACACAACACCCUCGAGAUUCGCUAGAGUAAAUCAGACGAGAUCAUGGAAUACAGGAAAUGGAGCUGCGGACGCUAUUUGCUUUUCUGUGGAUAGACCUGGAAUUACAAUAGCCGGUGUUGGUGUUUAUGGUGGAGUUGGAGGAUAUGAUUAUGAAUUGGAACUGUUGGAUGGCCAAAAUAAUACUGGAAACGAUCCGUAUAAUACCCAACGGUGGAUGAGCUUAGAUUUUAUAAGGGGCUCUUUUAGCGCUGAAGAUUGCGUUGAUGAGGUUGUGGAUCUAAAAUUUAAUAAAUCGAUACCAAUAAAGGAAAAUGUUAAAUAUGCAAUUCGAUUAAGGAAUCGAGGUGGACGAACAAGUAAUGGAGAUGGUGGAUUGAGUGUUGUCAAAGGUCCUGAUGGAACAACUUUUACUUUUACUGCUUGUUCCUUAUGCUUUAAUGGUACAACACAAACAAGAGGACAGAUACCUCAUAUUUUGUACUAUUCGAAUCCUGAAGAUACAGGUGUUCAACAAACAAGUAAAGCAAUGGUUGAAGUGCAGGCGAGAAAGUACAUUUUAGCAAUGACGACAACAAUAAUUCAACGUGCGAAUGAAAUUCUCGCCCUUGCACGUGAAAGAGUUGAAGAAAUGAGGUCCAUUGAGAUUCUUGGAAAUGCCACUUUUGUAACGACUCUUUUACCAUUGGUUAUAGCUCAUAUUGGUCCUUUAGCUUCCUCCGAUCCGAGAAGUGGAGUACAAAUUUUAACAUUGAUUCAAGAGAUGCUUCCACACGUUGCUGCUUUAAAUCUUUUGUCAGGAUCAUCUAGCGCCUCUCAAGACAAUGAGAUGCAAAUGCAUUUUACGUCACCUAUCACUACAAGCACACAUUACACUUGGCUAGAGAGUGAACAUCCUUAUAAACCAGCAACUGUUACACAAUAUAAAGUCACAUUUCCCGAAUCUGUAAAAUGGCUAACAGUUGAAUUUACUUCUGAAUGUGGCACAGCACAACCGGAAGAUUAUUUACAAAUAUUUAUUCCAGAUUUAUCUGGUUCAAGAUCUUCCAAAAGUUUGAACACUGAUGAAAAUCAGGAAUUAUUUCCUGUUCUCAGAAAAUUGAGUAAUGUGCCUUGCCAAUGGCCUCAAAAUGCAUUUGUUUUGCCGGGAAAUAAAGUGAUAUUUUCACUUGAGACUGCUUCGGAUUACAUGAAGGAUAUCAAAUCUAAUACGUACGGUUUCAAGUGUCUCAUCAUUGGCUACGACUGGAUUACUUCCGGCAAUGGACUAAAAAAUCUCGAGAUGGAAUUAGCCUUUCUCGGCGGUGCUUGCACUGCUGGGCUUAUGCAGAAGAAUCUCACAUUACCACCAGUGUCAUCUGACGAAAUUGAAGAGGACUUAGAGUCGGUACAGGAAACAGCAAAGAGGAUUUUCUCCGUUCACUCAGCUCUUCUUGGACGUGGAUUCGCCCUCGAAACUCCACCGUCGGUAUCCCAGGCUCUCGAUGGCGUUCUUCCAUUCAGUUGCCAGUCCAACGAGCGUUUAUUCCUGAGGGACUUUGUAUCGAGUACUGUGGGCACAAGUGGCGGUCGCUUGGCCAGAUGGUUACAACCAAACAGCUUCGUGGAUCCCUCUCAAUGCGAGGUACUUUAUUCCAGGGAGGAAAUGAGAUGCGGAUGGCCUGCUGUCAUCACGAUUCUCGCCAGGGAUCAAUUUGGCGAGAUAGUCCACGUACCUGGUCUCAAGGUCGAACUAAAGGCGGUACCAAUAGACAAAAAGGAUAUAUCUGAUUCCGAUCAGGGAAUAAAAAUUCGCCGUGUCUCAAAAGCAGAUCCAAUGACAUUUGGUGGACAUCCACAACCAUCGUUAGACGUGCCAUAUGAAGUGACAGUCAGCAAUAAAAUGUGUUUUUACGCGAUCACGAUAAUGAAAGCCUAUCAAAAUUAUUCAUUUGAAGAAUUGAGAUAUACAUCACCGGCUUUAAAGAGAUCCAGCGAAAGUAUGCUCGUUAUACCAAAUGGAAAUGGUAGUUAUGGUGCUACUUGGACUCCAUCUUCCGCAGGCUGGUACUCUAUCAUGAUCACGAUUGAUGGCUACAACAUGGAAGAUAAUUAUAAAGUUGAGGUAAAAGAACCACCAUUGGGUGUGCAGCCACCAACGCAAAAUCUUAUGACAAAACUUCCAAAACAACUAACAAAGUUGAGAAAAUUCGUUUCCACGAGUAGUGCUGGUUUGAGAAUAAGGACUCAACCUUCCUUACAGAGUGAACAAAUUGGUAUUGUUCCUGUUGAUCACACAAUAGUUUUCAUAGACGAGUAUUACAAUGACGAUGGAGUCUGGUUGAGAUUGAAUGCAGAGUCAAUAAUGAAAUAUUGCAGUAAAAGUCAUUUUGAGGCUUGGUGUCUUCAGUACAAUCAACAUUUGGGAAAAACUCUACUAUUUCCUGUUGAUGAGCUGAAGAAUAAUGUGAAAUCAGUUGUGAAGGAUGUCAUUCUAAGAAAACGCUCCGAAAUUGAAGAAACAUCUCGUCGUUUUAGUAAAAGGAAAACAGCGACAUUCAACGGUGGAACGAGUAUGGUGGUGAUAACUUGCGGUGCCUCAGGUCAUAAUAUCAGAAGCCGACCAAAUUUAAAAGCAAGACCCAUUGGAAUUUUAGCUCUCGGAAAUAGUGUCACUGUUCAGGAAGAUUUUGUAAACAAUGAGGGUGUGUGGGUGAGAAUUGACGAUGAUUCAAUGAACAAAUAUUGCUUUGACACGGAAGGCGAGGCAUGGUCGCUUGCUGUCAAUAAAAAAGGAAUAAUUUACAUGAAAUCGGAACAAGACUUGGAUGUUGAUCCAAUUGAAAAGAAAUCAGCAAUUGAAGAAAUAUCCUCAUCGCCAACUAACAAAGGUUUUGACUUUUCCAAUCCCUCUGGCAGUCACGAUGGUUUCAACUUUAGUUCACAAAACUUUUCACCAAGUACCGCUGGUUCCGGCGAUGCAGGAAAUUCCAAUCCAUUCGUUUUUGGCACCUACAGUCAACAUGAUUCGCCGGAACAUGAGAAAAAUGUUCAAGAGAAGAAUGAAACACCGCCGAGAUUUAUUAAAAGUAACUUUACACCGAAAGAACAAAGUGGAAAGGAAAAGGAGAAUAGUGGUGGAAAAUUUAAUGCAUUGCAAAAAUGGUUACGAGGUGACGAUAAACUUUAUGGUGAAAAGAAAGGUUCAUCUGGAAGGGAUUUUUCCGAAUUUAUCGGCGUUUCUGUGAAAGAAUUGGUAAAGGCAAUUGGCGAGAGUCGUACAAAUGGAAACGGUGCAACAACACCGGAAACACCAAAAAAAUUAUCACGAAGUUCUUCACCAAAAAAUCCACAAACCAAUUCUCCGAGAUUUCACAACAGGUCUUCCAGUCCCGUUCCUAUUGUCGCCGGGUGCAGUCAUCCAUCAAUGAGUUCUUCUAAUUGUCUUUUUCCAUCCGCUGCAAAUGCUUUAGGUGGAAGAAAUUUAGCUAGCGGAGCAGAGAGUGCAAGCAGUAGUGUUUCUCUUUAUGGUUCCUCACAAAGUGGUAGAUUUUCACCUUUGGUCUCAGGAGGAGUGACUGAUAUUCCAAAAGCCCAACGCUGUGAGGCAACUCCAACCGAUACAAAUACUCCAAACAGCAGUUUGACUCAAGAUCAAUUCCAUUCAUUAAGCAGAGUAAGUUCAAAUACAAAUACAAGAGAUCCAUCUCCAAGUCGAAGUUGCAGUUCACAACAAAUUAAAUUAGAGGAGAAUGUCACUAGUCCACCAAAUACUCCGAAACGAGAAUCACUUGAUUCACAGGAUAGUCCAAACAAAUUGACAGAGGCGCAAACGCAAACAAGUCCCGAAAAUGCAACUGCUUCUGUAAUGGGUCAUUUUAGUAUUGGAUCAUCAGGAACGAAAGAAGAACGAAAUUCACCAAAAUGUAAUCGUCGUGAUUUGACAAAAGUCGUGAAAACAAGAACAAAACGAGCAAUGUCACCGGUUAAUAGUACAAAUCGCAAGGAAACAUCGAGUCCAAAUAGUAAUUUGAAUUUGAAUAAAGAUAAAAUUAAAGAAGCAAUGAGUCCAUCGGCAGCUGAAUGUUUACGUGCUGUUUUUGCCGCAUUUCUUUGGCACGAGGGUAUUGUACAUGAUGCAAUGGCGUGUGCAAGUUUUUUGAAAUUUCAUCCCACAUUACCUAAGGAAGGCGCUGUUGUUGUAACAAGACAGGCUGCAGUUCAAAAUAAUAAUAAAAAUCGCGAAGAAAUGACAAAAGAAAUGAAAGCAAGUCAACGACAUUCCGUUGAAGUGUCAAAUGCGGGAAAUUAUUUACACAUUCAACCGAGUACACUUGAAACAUUAACGCGUUCAGCUGAUUGUGCAAAUAGAAGUCGAAAGAAAGGUGACACAAGUACAACGUGUAAAGAUGAUGUCAAUGACGAUAAAUUAUCAGCACUUCCCGAACUUCAUACAGUUGCAAUACUUCCACCGGCAUUAAAGAGUUUAGUUUUCCUUUGGGAGGAAUUGAGUACCCAUUGUCUUCACGCAAUGGAACAACAAACAGUUCUCUCAUCGCCAACAACGAGUGCACAAUCAAAACUCACAAAACGCGCCGCUGAAAAAGCAUUACUCGAAGACAAAUUAAAAGAUCGUGAUAAAAAGGGUAAUAAGCGGAAAAAAGAAUUGAAAACAGCAACAAAACCAAAUUACCCCUCAACGGCAAUUGAACGCGAAGCAACUUGUGAAUUAUGCGGUGGAUUAUUUCCCCAUCCUGUUACUUAUCAUAUGAAAAUGUCACAUCCAGGUUGUGGAUGGCAAGCCGGUGGCAAGGGUUACAAUAGCGGUGGAAUGUAUUGUUUCGGCUGGGCCGGAAAUUGCGGUGACGGUGGAUUUGGCGCUAGUUCAUGGUACCUAAUUUGCGAAUCAUGUCGCGAUAAAUAUUUAAAAGCAAAAAAAUCACAUCGUCUAACAAGAAAAUGUGUUGGUCGAACAUCAAAGAGAAAAGGUGAUAUCAAUAAAUUCCCCUCGCCAGUGAGCAGUCCGAUAAUAAAUGAAAAUCACAUUAUUAUCAAAAAUAAUGCAAUGUUUCUAUUGGAUCUUGCCAGUGCAUCAGGACCAACAAUUCCAAAACAACAGAGACGUUCAUCACAAACUUUAUCGUCAGUCGCGGAAAAUUAUAGCCCUCCAGAAGCUGCUGGACCAUUUCCCACUAAUGGUCCCUUUCAAUGUCUUCAAGCCCUUGGUGUCAAUCAAUCGUCAUGCAACGAUGAUCGUUACUAUGAGGAAAAUUUACGACCACAAACGAGUCAACAAAAUUACGAAGGAACUAAUGCAAAUACAACAAGACCAUUGUCCGAAUGUCCAUUGAGCGAUAGUGACAGUGACAGUGGUAAAAAUCGUGGAAUGUUUCACAGAUCAGUUUCAAUGACAACGGGCGCACCUUGGGCGAAAAAUAGCAACGAUGGAAGAAUUGUCAUGACACGUAAGAGAAAUAACAGUAGCAGUGAAAUGAGUAACGAUGGUGGAUCAUCAUUACUUUGUUAUCCAUCGGCGGCUCUUCAAAAACUCGUACCAUCAAUGGAUCAAUCGGCAAUUGUUUCCACUAGUCAGGAAACGGAGAACGCUGAUAAAAUUGAUCUUCUCACACGACCUGUUAUGUUUUUUGUUCUUCAACAACAUAAUCUUCAACAUCUUCAAUUGUCAAUUAAACAAUCGUUGAGAAGAGCCGCAUGUCGUAUGUACGCAAUGCAGGCACUCAAUUGGCUGAUUAGAAAUGUGACACAACCAAUAUGCCUUCAUGAUUUACUUUGGUGGUUUGUUGCCUCAUUAACGCCAAUUAUUCCCGAGUCAAUGAUUAAUCAAGAUGAUAAUCGUGUUGAUAAGAAAGACGAUCCCGAUAUGAUUGGUGUUUGUGAACAUCCAUUGAGUGAUUUAGUUGUCGCUGGUGAAUCGACAAAUCUUCUACCAACAUCGUUUCACAAUCUUUUACAAACAAUUGCCGAUUUAAUGUUACUUUUACCACCAGGUUCACCGCUACAACAAGCAGCGGUACGCUGUUGGGGAAUUAAAUUCACACCCGCUGAUCAUAUGUUUUUACAUCGAAGUCAUGUGUUUAGUAAUAUCAGUAAAAUACUCACUCGUUCCGAGGAGGAAGAGGAUGUUAAUAUGAGUAUGCAUGAGAGUCAUCAAUCAAUGUAUUCGCAACAAUCGGCAAAUUUUGUCGAAGCUUUAAAAGAUUUAACAUCGGAUGUUGAUAUUAAAGCGUCGAGCCGUCAGGCAAUGAUUGGCAGUUUAACUGAUAAUUCAACGGAAACAUUUUGGGAAUCAGGUGAUGAGGAUAAAAAUAAAACAAAAACAAUAACAAUUGUUUGUGGAUCACGAUCACAUCCACGUAUGAUUUAUAUACACAUUGACAAUUGUCGUGAUUUGACACAUAAAGUUGGAAGUCUUACUUUUCUGUCGGGUGUGAAAUCAGAUGAAAUGAUUAAUUUACGAACAAUGGAGAUUGAAGGACGUUUCACUGGUUGGAUUAAUUGUCAAAUAACAAAUUCAAAGCAUGUAAAUAUUAGUUUGGAAUUAAAAGGACCUGAUAAUUCAUUAAGAGUUCGUCAAAUACGUAUUCUGGGGGAAAUGGAAGGUGAAUCGUUGAAAUUGGGAAAACAAUUGAAUUCAUUGACGAUACAGCAGAGAAAUUGUGAGUCGGAUACUUUGAAGGUGUUUCGUUUGAUAACAUCGCAGGUAUUUGGAAAAUUGAUUCAAGGUGAACAACAGCAACAACAACCGAUUGAACCAAUUGAGGGCGAUGAUUUGGAAGACAGUAAUGAUCUUCGUGAGCAUAUGGUGGGAAUUUUGUUUAGUAGAAGUAAAUUGACGCAUCUUCAAAAACAAGUUUGUUCGCAUAUUGUUCAGGCUAUUAAAAAGGAGACAAUUCGUUUACGUGAGGAAUGGGAGAUAUUGUUGUGUUCACCAACACCGAUUAAUAGUAUUUUGAGUGAUGGUAGUGAUUUACCAAAAGCUGUGGAUACCUAUUGUUUUGAAAUGCUGUCAAUGGUCUUGGCACUUAGUGGAAGUUCAGUGGGAAGGAAUUAUUUGUCCCAUCAAUAUGGACUUUUAGAGGAUUUAUUGAGUUUACUUCACACAGGCACGGCACGCGUUCAAAGACAAGUAAUUUCAUUGCUCAGGAGAAUAUUACCGGAAAUUAAACCUGAAUUAUUUGCAAACGCUGUUGGAAUCGAAAGAUUGCCACCAUCGGAUUUUAGUAUCAUUUCAGUGGGUAAUAGUGAUUAUUCACAGGGCGAAGAUUUUAAUGAACAUGCACCGGGAAUUUUGGAUGUUUUUCUUAGUUGUAUCGCAAAAGCGUUGACUGUUCAAGUGAAGGUCAAAGGAAAGGAGAAUAAUGGAAAGGCACUACAAACUGUAUCGUUGGCGACGAGUAUUCAUCCGAAAAAUUUCCUCGGCGCUCGAUGGUGGUUGCGAGGUUGUAUGACUCGAAAAUUGUCCGAACUCAUCAUUCAAUUACUCAAGGAUAUGGCCUCCGGAAAAUUAUCGGACUCAUGGGCAUUAGUGACAAAAGCAGCGAUAGCGGAAAAUAUUCUCAAUUUAACAAGAAUGGAUGAAAAAAGUCGAGAACCCACUGAAUGUCUUCAUUCGCCAACUUUAUGGCUGGCUUUAUCUUCUCUUUGUGUUUUGGAUUCGGAUCAUGUUGAGAGAUUAACAUCUGGCCAAUGGAGUGCAACCGAUGGACAACCAGCUCUUCCAAGACAAACCUGCUCGAAUCAUGACGACAAUGAGACAGUGGCGGUGAUACAGUGCAAUUUUUGCGGUAAUCUAUGCGCCGAAUGCGAUCGUAUUCUUCAUUUACAUAGAAAAACAAAAUUACAUCAACGACAAGUUUGUAAAGAAGAGGAGGAGGCAAUUCGCGUUGAUCUUCAUGAGGGUUGUGGAAGAACAAAACUCUUUUGGAUUCUUGCAUUGGCCGAUAGCAGUACAUUAAAGGCAUUAGUUGAAUUUCGCGAUGGUUCACCACAAAAACCAGCUGGAUUAUCAACGGGUUUAUGUCGUUUUUGUGGAGCAACGGGAAACACAGGAUUAUUGGCAAUUGGAAAUGUAUGUGCCGAUUAUGAUUGUCAGGAGCAUGCAAAGAAUGCGUGUCAUAAAAUUCAUUCCUGCGGUCAUAUUUGCGGUGGUGUACGCAAUGAACGUCAAUGUUUACCGUGUCUUCAUCGUUGUGUGUCAAAUGGUGAUUUGAAGCAAGACGCAGACGACAUGUGUAUGAUUUGUUUUGUUGAGGCACUAUCGAGCGCACCGGCUAUACAACUUCAGUGCGGUCAUAUUUUUCAUUUGCAUUGUUGUUGGAAUGUUCUUGUUAAAAAAUGGGUGGGACCAAGAAUUACUUUUGGAUUUGCUUGUUGUCCAAUUUGUAAAGUGCCCAUGGAACAUCCAAAUUUGUCGGAACAACUCACAAGUGUCAAGGCUCUUUAUGAGGACGUUCGACGAAAGGCGCUGAUGCGAUUGGAGUACGAGGGUUUGCACAAAGCUGAGGCGGUGAUAUCGCCGGGUGGUCGUUAUUACCAAGAUCCAACCGCGUAUGCGAUGGAUCGUUACGCUUAUUAUGUAUGUUAUAAAUGUCAAAAAGCCUAUUAUGGUGGCGAAGCGAGAUGUGAUGUUCAACAAGGCGGCGAAACAUUCGAUCCCACGGAACUUGUUUGCGGAGGUUGCAGCGAUGUUGCACGUGCUCAAAUGUGCCCCAAACACGGAACCGAUUUUCUCGAAUACAAAUGUCGUUAUUGUUGUUCAGUUGCCGUUUUCUUUUGUUUUGGCUCGACACAUUUUUGUAAUAAUUGUCACGAUGAUUUUCAACGAGUUACCAACAUUCCAAAAACCCAAUUGCCAUUUUGUCCAGCGGGACCAAAAGGCAAACAGCUAGAGGGAGAUGAAUGCCCUUUACAUGUGAAACAUCCGCCAACAGGCGAAGAAUUUGCUCUUGGCUGUGGAAUAUGCCGCAAUGCACAUACUUUUUAAUUGUCUUCAAUAUGUUGUAAAAGAAGAGAAGAUGAGCCAAACUUUGAAAUGUCACAUGAAAAUAUUUCAUUAAUUUAUUAGAAUUUACUAGUCUGAUUGUGAGAAAAUGGCAAAUGUGUGUGUGUGUGUUUUGUUUUGUUCUAUUGAUAAGAAUCGAGUUCAAAGAGAGGAAAGUCAACGGUGAUAUGUUGCCACACUAGACAAUUUAAAAAAUUCUUUUUUUAAAAUAAUUCCCCCCAUGCAAUUAUAAGAUAAAAUAUUCUAGAAUUUAAACGAAUGAGAAGCAGUGUUUAAAUGAAUGUGAAAUAUUCAUCGUUUUGGUGAACCAUAAAAAUAAGUGAGAAAAACCAUAUUGCAUUUGUUAAGAAAAUUAAAAAUAAGAACGUUUUUAUCGAUAGAUUUUCGUAAUGGUGUAGAAAAACAAAAAAUGAGAGCUUUCUACAUAAUUUAUGUAAGACUUAUCAAAAAAAAAAAUAA